UGCUCAGCUCAGACCUUUCCAAACUCGCGACCCAGCGUCCAUACACACAGCAGCCUUUUUGUUCUCCCCGCGAGCGCUCUCUUUCUCUAUCGACUGGCGACGACUCCGCCACCGCCGCCGCUCUACGCGAGACGCCCAGGUCUUCGCCAACGACGAGCAUCCGGUACGCUCACCCAAUCUCUUCCCUUACUUACUGCUAUGCGGAAACAAGCGCCCAAACCCUAAACUUGGUUAUUUGUAAUCGGAUCUGAUGUGAUCUACAAGUUUAUAUACAAUUGCAAACCCCAGAUUACGAGCUACAGGGUUAGAGAGGAAGAAAUUGCAACCGAAACAAUGGCGGCAGAUUCCGGCGCUCGCAGACAACCAAGCUUCACCAAGGUCGACCAGCUGCGCCCUGGAACCCACGGCCACAACCUCAUCCUCAAGGUUGUUGACUCCAAGAUGGUCGUCCAGAGAGGCCGCGAGGGAGGGCCCCAGGGAAGACAGAUGAGGAUUGCGGAGUGCUUGGUUGGUGAUGAAACCGGCAUCAUUGUCUUCACUGCAAGAAACGAUCAAGUGGAUGUAAUUAGGCCUGGAACAACUGUUGAACUGAGGAACGCAAAGAUCGACAUGUUCAAGGGUUCGAUGCGGCUUGCAGUGGACAAGUGGGGAAUUGUGAAAGCUGCUGAAAGCUCAGCUGAGUGGACAGUCAAGGAGGACAACAACCUGUCCUUAAUUGAGUUUGAGCUGGUGACCGUGACGGAGUGAAAACCGCCAUUGCUUAGGAGUAUUGUUGGUUUGCUGUGUUGUUGAACCUAAUCAUCAUCGCCAAUCAAUAAGGACUCGUGGUUGAUGUUCUCGGCAUCGGAGUUGCGUAUUGCUGUACCGUUGCUUGCUUACUGUGCGUUGUGGCUACUUUUGACUGCUAUCGAAUAAUAAUAAAUUGGUGUCAUGAAGUGGAAAAUGCCAUGCGAUGAUGGCUACUUUCUGCAGCAGCGCCUGUUGUUCCA
Molecule: messenger RNA, 989 nt
Organism: Zea mays
Lineage: Eukaryota; Viridiplantae; Streptophyta; Magnoliopsida; Poales; Poaceae
Exons: 3
Coding region: 334-747 (137 amino acids)
Source: RefSeq, a predicted model, not a curated record